This is a messenger RNA of Mesorhabditis spiculigera, 834 nucleotides long. The record is from the annotation of a GenBank genome assembly. Lineage: Eukaryota; Metazoa; Nematoda; Chromadorea; Rhabditida; Rhabditidae.
AUGCCGUGGUACCAGCUCAUGCUCGUGCUCAUCGUCGCCACAUCCACGGUCGGUCAAGCCCAGUUAUCGCCCUGUGACGACGGACUCGUACCCUGCACGUCGAAGGGCGGAAAGCACUUCUGCGUCGACUGGGACAACCCGUGGCAAAAGGAGUGCCGUCAUCAGGUCUGCCAAUCGGACUAUCAAGUUAACUGCGGCAUCAACACGACGAUCUGCCUAGACAGCACCGAGCUCCUCGACUACGACCUCGACUCGCAGCUCUGCAUCCUUCCUGAUUGCCCCGACAAGCCCUCCAGCUUCCUCUGCACUCUGCCAGAUGGGCUAAAGGCUUGCACCUACUUCUCCUACAUCACGGCAAUCAAGGCGGACGACGUUUGCGAGAUGUCAUCGUUAGCUACAAUAUGCCCGCUCGGGCAGAUGAACUGCGGCGUGUACGAGCCGAUCUGCGUCGAGGUCGUCAGCCCGACGUCGCAAAACGCCCCGCUGCUGGAGUACAACGAUCAAUGCCCGGAAAAGGGCAAGAUUCCGUGCAGCGAGGAGUGUCACCACAUUGACGACAUCCAAGCGGUGAAGCCGGAUGGGAGUUGUGAAUACCGGAAGAUGCGUCGCGGGACCAUCAUCAUAAUCGUCGCCUGCUCGAUUAUCGGGGCCGUGGUGCUGAUCGGUUUGGUGGCUUUGGUCGCCCGCGCCGUCCUGAAGCGCAACGAUAAGACGAAAACGGCCGACAGGCGCGACUCCAGCACGACGUCCAAGCUUCAGAAAGACAGCGACGACGAGAAGCGGCCCUUCAUGCCGUCGAAGAAGCAGGAAGCCAGCAAAACCAAGCACAAAGCC